Molecule: messenger RNA, 1229 nt
Organism: Oryza brachyantha (malo sina)
Lineage: Eukaryota; Viridiplantae; Streptophyta; Magnoliopsida; Poales; Poaceae
Product: malate dehydrogenase, cytoplasmic-like
Exons: 7
Coding region: 69-1130 (353 amino acids)
Biological process (GO): oxaloacetate metabolic process; tricarboxylic acid cycle; malate metabolic process
Molecular function (GO): L-malate dehydrogenase (NAD+) activity
Source: RefSeq, a predicted model, not a curated record
AUCAAAGCUAGAGUGCUAGACACCUGACACAUCUGUCAUCUACAUACAGAUUUCAUAGAGAAACGACCAUGAUGUCAUCCAAUUCCCUCGUCCAGCGCCUGAUGAAAUGGUGCCCGUGGUUACUGAGAGAUGAGCCGAAGAAACCUGUCAAGGUUCUAGUCACCGGCGCCGCAGGGCAAAUAGGGUAUGCCAUUGUCGCGAUGAUCGCGAGGGGCCUGAUGCUAGGAGCCGACCAGCCGGUGGUGCUCCACAUGCUGGACCUGCCGGUCGCGGCGGAUGCCCUGAACGGCAUCAGGAUGGAGUUGAUCGACGCUGCACUGCCUCUGCUCAGAGGCGUGGUGGCGACGAGUGACCAGGCUGAAGCGUUCAAGGGCGUCAACGUCGCCGUCCUGAUCGGUGGAUGGCCGAGGAAAGACGGGAUGGAGAGGAAAGAUCUGAUCGGCAAGAACGUCGCGAUCUACAAGUCGCAGGCCUCCGCGCUGCAGCAGCACGCUGCGCCAAACUGCAAGGUCUUGGUCGUGGCUAAUCCUGCAAACACGAACGCGCUCGUCCUCAAGCAGUUCGCGCCUGCGAUUCCGGCCAAGAACAUCACCUGCCUCACCAGGCUCGACCACAACCGGGCCCUCGGCCAGCUCGCCGAGAAGCUGAACGUGCACGUCGCCGACGUCAAGAACGCCAUCAUAUGGGGCAACCACUCCUCCACCCAGUUCCCCGACACCAGCCACGCCACCGCAUUGACCGACCGCGGCGAGAGGCCCGUCAGGGAGCUCGUCGCCGACGAGAAAUGGCUGAGGGAGGAGUUCGUCAGCACCGUGCAGCAGCGAGGCGCCGCGGUGAUCAAGGCGCGGAAGCAGUCGAGCUCGCUGUCCGCCGCCAGCGCGGCAUGCGACCACAUGAGAGACUGGAUCCUUGGAACCCCGAAGGGUACGUGGGUGUCCAUGGGCGUUUACUCUGACGGCAGCUAUGGCGUCCCCGAGGGCAUCUUCUAUUCGUUUCCGGUGACCUGCGAGAAGGGGGAGUGGUCUAUCGUGCAAGGACUUCAGAUUGACGACUUUGCACGGUCCAAGAUGGAUGCCUCAGUGACCGAGCUCAAGGAAGAGAAGCGCAUAGCUAAUGGGUUUGUGAUCUGAACUGCAACCAAGAGGCUCAAGCAGAGCUUCAGCUAACGUUUACUUACGUAAAAGUAAAUUGUUGCACGGGUUUCGUCAGUUAUGUUCUUCACUGCCACA